Messenger RNA from Paramuricea clavata, 2087 nucleotides. NCBI's taxonomy places the organism in Eukaryota, Metazoa, Cnidaria, Anthozoa, Malacalcyonacea, Plexauridae. The record is from the annotation of a GenBank genome assembly.
CAUGCAUUUUGUUUCGUAUAGGAACAGUAUAAUAAGUACGACAAAGACCGAAGUGGUACACUGGACAUGUAUGAAUUAAAUGAUGUCUUGGAUGCUUUGGGUGAGUGAAGAACGACCCACAACGUGGUACCCAGGGUAUUUUGUGGGACAAGAUACUACUGAUAUCUGAAACCUUUGAUCAAGAAUGAUACGAUUAUGGACAAAAUCACUCGGACAAACACAUUAAAUACAAAGAGUGUUGCACAAUCUCUAAAAUACAGUAUCCUCCGAAAUACCCUGGUACAAUGUUGGUGAACACUCGAGGCAUGACCAUAACUUUGUUGACAUUUGAGACAGCAACAUUGUACCAGUUGUCGGGCUCUAACCGCGAGUUCAUGUAUAUAAUUGUAUACACAAAGUUGAUGCCAUGAUGUCCAAAAUAAUAAAAUAUUUUAACCAUCUAUUCUUGAUCUUCUCGUGUCUAGGUAUCAAAAUGAGCACACGUUGUUUGACUGCCAUCACUUGCCGUUAUUCCAACAAGAAAGGAACUGUAGACUUUGAUGACUUCCUGCAGAUUUACACACGAGUUGUUGGCCUCAUUGGUAAGUGCUUUGGCGAGUGAGUCACAAUGCGCCUUACUUUGGUAAUUAAGAGGAAAUGUUGAGCAUUAAACUGUUACCCCGACAUAUUAGUAUCUUCCCAUGUCUGUUAUGAAUGCCGCAUUGUGCCAUAAUGAGCCUGACAAAACCUUUUGGAACAUUUAUAUGCGGGCUAUAACUGAACAAUAACAUUAAUCUUGUAGAAACAUUCAACAAGCAUUGCAGACGUGGAAAUGAGGCUUCGUUUAAGUUGGACGAUGUAAGUUUUGUUUUGAUUUUUUUUUAACUGAACUGUUCCUAUAGUCGUAUAGAGGUCAAGUAAAAGCAUUGGUUAAUAAUUAGGUUCUAGAAGUCUUCUAGAAGAAAAAAUCUAAAAUUUUCUAUCGGUAUAACUAAAAAACGUUUUUGAUUUUGCAGUUCAUUGAAAGCGCUGUUGGUCUGUAAACAUGACAGAAGCAUGGGACGUAAGUACUUUAGGCAUUUCACAAAUAGUUACCACCAACACAAUUCACAACAUUUGCAUGCUUUUUGAUGUUAUGUAAGUGUUUGUAUAAAGUACUCAGGUGAAUAAGAUGCUUGUGUGAUGUUACACUGAGUGUAAAUCCACACCGAGCAAGCUUGAAAAAUAUGCCUGGCCACGGUGGGAAUCGAACCUACGACCUUUGGAAUACCAGCCCAAGCUAGUAUUUGGGCUAGUAUUCCAAAGGUCGUAGGUUCGAUUUCCACCGUGGCCAGGCAUAUUUUUCAAGCUUGUCCGGUGUGGAUUUACACUCGAGAGUAACAUCACACAAGCAUCUUUGUAUAAAGUUUAGAAUAUGGAACAAAGUUAUAAAUAAAGCAAUCCUCAAUACUUCCUAUUUUUGUUUCAGGUGAUUCAUCUUUAUUUUCAUUCAUAUUAUGACGACACUGAAUAUGAAAUAAUGGUAUCUGUUUACUAUUAAUGACUGAUACGCCAAUUCUAUUACUAUUAGUUAUUACUGUUAGUAUUCUUAACUUUUCCGACGGUUAAUUAAAUAUGGAUAUUCAUAUGUACUUGAAGUAGGUAGUAUUUUUUCUUGGAAUAAAGUUCUUAAACGUGACAUUGUUUUGCAGUUUUUCUUUAUUUAUAUGAGACGACGGUCUUAGCUGUACGGAGCGGAAUUUCUCUUUGUCUUGUGAUUUCUCGUGUGGAACUAAGUAGAAAAGACAAAGAGAAAUUCCGCUCCGCGCGGAAAAUUCCGCCUAGCGGAAAACGGCCAUUACAUAAUCUAACAAACCCGCCUAUAAUUUAACAAAAAAAAGUUACUUCAGCUACAAACUAUUCAGUUUUCUAUUCUUGGGAUGUUUACAACAAGCAUAUCGUAUGAUGCAACAACAUCCUCAAAUCCAUUCUUUGCCUCGUCUAGAAGUUUCACGACACUUUCUUCCCCUGGUUUCAACACUUCGUCCCGUCCCUUGUAGCGUUGGCUGAAAUGCGUAAGAAUAAGCUUCUUUGCUUGGAUUGAUCUAGCAAAACUUGCAGCCAUACCU